Molecule: messenger RNA, 1480 nt
Organism: Humulus lupulus (European hop)
Lineage: Eukaryota; Viridiplantae; Streptophyta; Magnoliopsida; Rosales; Cannabaceae
Exons: 7
Coding region: 176-1183 (335 amino acids)
Source: RefSeq, a predicted model, not a curated record
CAAUAUUCCAUAAACGAAGUCAUAACUGAUAGAACAACAUUUUUUUUAAAACUAAAAAUUAUAAUCUAACACACAAAAUAUUAUAUCAGAAACGUAUAUAAAGUCUAAACACAACUCCAGAAUCAAGAUCAGAUCACAUAAACAUAAUAUAUAAGGAAAAAGAAAUACUAAUAAUAUGUUGUUCGGACCCGCUCUUCAUUCGGAUCUUCGAUCGGUGGCAGCAUUCGCAUUCGGCAACAGUAAAGGGCCUAACCCGGGUUUCCGGCCCGACCUGACACCAGAAAGUGCUCGGAUUCUGACUCUUUGUCGUCGUCGUAGGAGCCUGGGAGUGAGAGCCUCCUCCAAUGGCGCGGCGGUCGAGAAGAGUAAGGACAACCGCUUUUCCAUCUGUACGGCUGACGAGGUUCACUUUGUUAAGGCUCCCAACUCCGAUUGGAGCCUCGCCCUCUGGCGCUACCUCCCAUAUCCAGAGAUGGAGUACAUAAGAGCUCACUGCAAAUCAAAAGAUGGAAAAUUGCAUGCAAUUGGUCACUCAAUGGGCGGUAUUUUGUUAUAUGCGAUGAUCUCUCGGUGCUGUUCUGAGGAGAAGGAUUGUGGGUUGGCAUCAGUUACUACUUUGGCAUCAUCACUAGACUACACAUCUUCAAGAUCAUCACUCAAAUUACUUUUACCCUUGGCGGACCCUGCACAAGCUCUGAAUGUUCCUGGGAUUCCAAUAGGGGCAAUAAUUUCAGCUAUUCAUCCUUUAGCUUCCCAUCCUCCUUAUCUUUUAUCUUGGCUGAAAUCUCAAAUUUCUUCUCAAGAGAUGAUGCGUCAAGAAUUGUAUGAAAAGGUUGUUUUGAACUACUUUUGUACCGUACCUGCCAAGCUUCUGUUACAGCUAGCAUCAGCUUUCCAGAAGGGUGGUUUACGUGAUAGGAGUGGAAAUUUCUUCUACAAGGAUCAUCUCCACAAAACCAAUGUCCCUAUUUUAGCCAUUGGUGGAGAUCAAGACCUUAUUUGUCCUCCAGAAGCUGUUUAUGAAACAGCAAAGCUCAUCCCUGAGCAUAUGCUCACGCUAAAGAUUCUUGGAGAACCUGAGGGUCCUCAUUACGCUCACUAUGAUGUUGUGGGAAGUCAUCUGGCUGCAGACCAAGUAUAUCCACAUAUAAUUGAAUUCCUCAAUCAUAAUGACAUGACUUGAUUUCUUCUACUCUUAUUUUCUGCAUCCAUUUGAAGAUAUAUUCCACUUAUUUUACUCACAAUCACAAAGAAGCUAUACAGACAAUUAUACCCAAGAAAAUGUUAUAGUCCUGAUGAACAUAGAACUUAUUUUACAGUUAAUACUAGAGAUAGAGAAGAUGCUUGUAAAUGAAAAAAUUGAAAAUAACAGUUACCCUAGGAAGUUGUUCUUGCAGUUUGUAAUAUAUAUACAGGUUUUAUUAUCGUUGACAUAUGGUUUAAUUGUAGUAAAAAUUACGUUUUGUCCUUUGGUUAAACA